Molecule: messenger RNA, 1421 nt
Organism: Apis dorsata (giant honeybee)
Lineage: Eukaryota; Metazoa; Arthropoda; Insecta; Hymenoptera; Apidae
Product: protein MEMO1
Exons: 8
Coding region: 235-1125 (296 amino acids)
Source: RefSeq, a predicted model, not a curated record
AGAAUAUAUUCUUUGUGUUAGUAUUAUGAAUGUACUAUUCAACACGUUAUUAAAAGCGUAUGGUUCGUGGCCAAGUAAAAAUUAAGUUUAUUUGUGAUAAACUUUUAUAAACAUUUUAUAUAUAAGUAAAAUUGUAUCGAUACUUCAAAUAAAUCAUUUAUAAAAAAAAUAAACCAAAAAAUUAUUUAUUAAAAAAAUAAACAGAAGAAAUAAAAAUUAGUAAAUAAGUAAAAAAUGGCAUUAAUUAGAAGAGCAACUCAUGCUGGUAGUUGGUACGCAAGUUCUGGAUUGGAGUUGAAUAAACAAUUAGAAGGUUGGUUGAGUGCUGCAGACUUAUCACAUGGACCUGCUAGGGCAAUAAUUGCCCCACAUGCAGGUUAUAGCUAUUGUGGAGCAUGUGCUGCUUUUGCAUACCGCCAGAUUAGUCCUGUAGUUGUGCGUAGAAUUUUUAUUCUUGGUCCAUCACAUCAUGUGAGAUUAGCAGGCUGUGCUCUUUCCUCUGCUUCGAUUUAUCAAACUCUUUUGUAUGAUCUACAUAUUGAUCAACAAGUAUAUAGAGAACUUGAAGAAACUAGACACUUUGAAUGGAUGGAUUUAAACACAGAUGAAGAAGAACAUAGUAUUGAAAUGCAAUUGCCAUUUAUUGCAAAAGUUAUGGAAGGGUUUAAAGAUUCUUUUACAAUAAUUCCUAUAUUAGUGGGUUCAUUAAGUCCAGAAAAAGAAGCACUUUAUGGAAGAUUAUUAGCACCAUAUAUGGCUGAUCCACAAACAUUAUUUGUUAUAUCUUCAGAUUUCUGUCAUUGGGGUCAGCGGUUUCGCUAUACUUAUUAUGAUAGAUCUUGUGGUCCUAUUCAUAGAUCUAUUCAAAAUCUUGACAAAAUGGGUAUGGAUAUCAUUGAAACAUUAAAUCCCACAAUGUUUAAUGAUUACCUUAAAAAAUAUGGUAAUACAGUAUGUGGUCGACAUCCUAUUAGUAUUCUUUUACAGGUAAUUCAUAGUUUAAAAGGAAAUACUAAUGGUCAAAGAAUGAAUUUGAAGUUUCUUAAAUAUGUUCAAAGCAACCAGUGCAAUAAUAUGAAUGAUAGUUCUGUUAGUUAUGCCAGUGCUUCCUUGGUUCUUGAGUGAUAUAAUAUACUUUCACUGUUACUUGAAGAAUUUGCAGAAAAAAAGAAAGUAUUAAAAAAAUAAAAAAAAAUAAAUAAAAGAAAAAUAUUUAAAAAAGAAACAAAAAAAACGGCAGUAAUAAUCUAUUAAUCAUAAAAAGCAUUAAUUAUAAUUUUUUAAAAUUUUGUUUUUAUAUUUAAAAAAAUAACAUUUAAAAUCAAGUUACAAUUUGCUAUUAUAUUGUAUGGAAUUUUCUCAAUGACUUGAGAAAGAAUAUAUUAAUUUAUUAAUGAAUGUGAUGAAUAGAAAUGUACUAU